Molecule: messenger RNA, 1566 nt
Organism: Penicillium atrosanguineum
Lineage: Eukaryota; Fungi; Ascomycota; Eurotiomycetes; Eurotiales; Aspergillaceae
Product: putative C6 transcription factor
Exons: 3
Coding region: 1-1566 (521 amino acids)
Biological process (GO): regulation of DNA-templated transcription
Molecular function (GO): zinc ion binding; DNA-binding transcription factor activity, RNA polymerase II-specific
Source: RefSeq, a predicted model, not a curated record
AUGGUGUAUGGGGGCAAGCCGAGCACCGGAUGUUACUUGUGUCGCAAGCGGAAGAUCAAGUGUGAUGAAGCUCGUCCUGGUUGUCGAAACUGUGACAUCUACGGCCGCCCAUGUCCGGGCUACCGGCCCGACGCGGUCUUUCGCAACGAGACCAGAAAAGUCGAGCGACUAGCAAAGAAAGACAUAAGUUCUUCCAUCUCCGAAUCUAACUCAUCUUCUUCUUCAUCUUCUUCUCAAGCUCUCACGGUCGUCGACCGCCAGCAUCAGCCUAGCUCCACUCUCAGCUUGCAUCGCAUUGCAGAUGCCACAUGGGAGAAUCGUGCACUAUGUUACUUCUUCGACCAAUACACCAUCGCUGACAACAAGGAUGAGGGCUUAAGCGGCCAUCUCGAGUAUCUCCCUCCUCUUUAUGCGCGUGCCGCCGAGGUCGAAAGCACCGCGAAAGGCUCUCCCGCUGCGUGUCUGCGAUCAGCAGUCGAUGCUACGGCACUUAUGACUCUUGCAAAUUCUUCAAAUUCCCCGCCUCUUAUGAUAAAAGCACGCUAUAAGUAUGGAAAAGCACUACGUGGAUUACGGGAAGCACUGGCAUCGCCUGAUUCCGCCGUCAAGGAUGAGACGUUUGCCUCCGUGAUGCUUCUUUCGCUGUAUGAAGAUAUCAGUGGCGAGAGAAAUGGGCUUUUCAGCUCACACACGGCUGGCUUUGAAUUUCUCAUGAAGUUGCGAGGCGAGGGACAGCUGGAUCACCGGCGCGGUCGUGACAUGUUCAACUUUGCCUAUGCACAUACCUAUGUCGAAAUUCUCGCAUUAGGAGAUAAGCCACGACAUGAUAUCGACUGGGUCAUGGGAUUGCUAGACCGUAACGACCCCAUCGAAGGGUUGAUGCUCGCAGCAUCAAGAAUCAGCCAACUCUUCGUGUCAAUGCAAAAAGCACCCAAUCCUCCCGAACUGGCCACAGUAGAGCAAUGGAUUGAGACCGGUCGCCGAUCUGACGAUGAGCUCUCGCAGUGGCCCUUACAACUUCCCGACCGCUGGCUUCCACUAAUCGUCUACUCUACAGCAGGCGAGCCCCUGAUGGUGUACAAGUGCAUCGCAAACGCCAUCAUCUGGAACUACUACCGUGCAGCCCGCGUCAUGCUCCAACAACUCCUCUUUAGCAUAAACCGAACCUACCUCUCCAUCAUAAAGAAAUCGGGAAAGCCUGACGAUCCAUCCCAGGCGGGAUCCGCUCUCGACGAAACUGUCCUGCGCGCAGUCGUCCGAGAAAUGACCACAGACGUUUGCAACAGCAUUCCAUUCUCAUUAUCAGACGUUGACGAACUGGGCCGUCCCACCAGUUCGCUCGACGGCAAACCCAUUCGCGCCGCGCAGGCCUUCGGUCUAAUUUGGCCGUUAUGGUAUAUCCUAUCCUGGGGUCUGCCAACCGAAGCACAGUUCAACCAGAUCCGCGAGGUGUUAUGGCGUAUUGGGUCCACGCUCGGCAUCAAACUGGCGUUGAUACUGGCACGUGAGGCUGAGCGCAUGCGUAGCGAACCUUCGGCACCUGCCGUCGGCUUCUCGGGCUGCUAG